CUCGCAUCCUCCGUCCCCACACGUUCACGCUCGGUUCCUUUCGUCCUCCUCUAAUCUUGUUUCCAAUGGGAUCCACGAUUCCCGGGAUUCGCCGGAGGAUAAUCUGCUCCGACUUUUGCCGCCGUUGAAGGAGUCUUCCUGCGAGCAGACGUAUGGAUUCUUGCCCUGCACCACCUCUGUAGUCGGAAACUUGUUCCUUAUCGUCGUCUAUGGCUUCCUAAUGUACAAGGCUGCUACCUAUUUGUCCAAUGGCAGCGAGCUGUUGCUUGAGAUCUUGGGCCCCGGGAUCGUUGGUGGCUUGUUUCUUCCCGUUCUCGGAGCGCUGCCUGAUGCCAUGCUCAUUCUCGGUGUUGGGAUCAUUUUAACAGUACAAGGAAUUGAUGAUGGCUCUCCAAUCACAUCAAAUAAGGUUCACGCUCGGUUCCUGUCGUCCUCCUCUAAUCUUAUUUUCAGUGGGAUCCACCAUUCCCGAGAUUCGCCGGAGGACAAUCUGUCCCGGCUUUUGCAGCCGUUGAAGCAGUCUUCCUGCGAGCAGACGUAUGGAUUCUUGCCCUGCACCACCUCUGUAGUCGGAAACUUGCUCCUUAUCGGCGUCUAUGGCUUCCUCAUGUACAAGGCUGCUACCUAUUUGUCCAAUGGCAGCGAGCUGUUGCUUGAGAUCUUGGGCCCUGGGAUCGUUGGUGGCUUGUUUCUUCCCGUUCUCGGCGCGCUGCCUGAUGCCAUGCUCAUUCUCGUAUCUGGGCUUUCCGGUAGCAAAGAAACCGCUCAAAGUCAGGUCUCUGUUGGAAUGGGUUUGCUAGCGGGGUCAACAGUUUUGCUUCUGACUAUAAUAUGGGGAACUUGUGUAAUUGUUGGCAAGUGUGACAUUGAAGAUUCAAUUGCGAAAGAUUCACAAGACACACGAGGAUUUAGCUUAACUGGUUCUGGCGUUAGUACUGAUAUUUGGACAAGCUAUGCUGCAAGGAUCAUGGUUAUAUCUGUCAUUCCAUUUCUGAUUGUUCAGAUACCCCAAGUACUCAAAUCAACGUCUGGAAGGCACUUGGCUGUUUUAAUUGCACUUAUUGUCUCUCUUUGUUUAUUGGCUUGUUAUUGCUUUUACCAGGUUAUCCAGCCCUGGAUACAGAGGAGAAGACUUGCUUAUGUGAGACACAAGCACGUAAUAUUUGGAAUUCUGAGACAUUUAAAGCAGCAAGCAUUGGGAAGGUUGCUGAGAGAAGAUGGUGAACCUGAUAGAGAAAUAAUCAAGAAGCUUUUUUCAAAAAUUGACGAGAACGGUGAUGGACAACUUUCUCAAGGUGAGUUGAGAGCGCUGGUUGUUGGAAUUGAACUUGAAGAGCUUGACCUGGACCAUGAUGAUGCUGUAACGAAAAUAAUAGAGGAUUUUGAUACUUCUCGUAACUCACUUAUUGCUGAAGAGGAGUUUUUUAACGGAAUUAGUAGAUGGCUUUCUAAGGCUAAGCGCUCUCGACGUGCUUCUGGUGAUGCUGGUCCACAUACAAUGAAGUACUUAACUGAUUUUCACCAAGAAACAAAGAGGGAACACGAUCUGCUGGAUGUUGGGGCUCCGGCUGAAGAAGCUGCUGAGGGUGUUCAGAAUGCCAAAUGGAAUACUAUAAAAGCAGUGCUGCUGCUCCUUCUGGGAACAGUUAUUGCUGCUGCAGUUGCUGAUCCUCUGGUUGAUGCUGUUCACGAAUUUUCCGACGUCACAAGUAUUCCUGCCUUCUUCAUUUCCUUCAUUGUACUGCCUUUGGCUACAAAUUCCAGUGAAGCAGUGUCAGCAAUUAUUUUUGCUAGCCGUGACAAGAGGCAGACCGCCUCCUUAACUUUUUCCGAGCUAUAUGGGUCGGUGACAAUGAACAACGUGCUUUGCCUGGCAGUGUUCUUGGCCCUUGUGUAUGUAAGGGGAUUGACAUGGGACUUCUCUGCAGAAGUGUUGGUCAUUAUGGUAGUUUGCAUUGUGAUGGGGGCCUUUGUCAGUUUCCGUACCACUUUUCCCCUCUGGGCUUCUAUAGUGGCCAUCCUACUUUAUCCCUUCUCUCUCGCAUUGGUCUAUGUCCUUGAUUAUAUCUGUGGUUGGUCAUAAACCCCAAUCAUCAACACAUAUGAAUGCUCUGUUAAAUAUAAGUAAACCAAUCUGGUUAUCAAGGAACGUGUGGGUUAGAGAUGUUUGUUUAUGAUUAGCUUGGUUUAAUUCUUAUUUUUAGUGAGCAUGUUCUAUCUUAGGCCUUUACUAUUAUCGUAUAUGGAUAUUGUAAUGAACUAAUGAGAGACUGAUGUUCCUGGCCUUCACUGAUACAUCUAUGUUUAACUGAGAAGCUUGAAUAGAGAAUCAUAAUGCUUGAUUAGUACU
This is a messenger RNA of Neltuma alba, 2350 nucleotides long. RefSeq names its product sodium/calcium exchanger NCL-like. Gene Ontology annotation, cellular component: membrane. The record is from RefSeq and is a predicted model, not a curated record. Gene Ontology annotation, molecular function: calcium ion binding; calcium:proton antiporter activity. Gene Ontology annotation, biological process: calcium ion transmembrane transport; intracellular calcium ion homeostasis. Bases 221 to 2083 code for a protein of 620 amino acids. NCBI's taxonomy places the organism in Eukaryota, Viridiplantae, Streptophyta, Magnoliopsida, Fabales, Fabaceae. The transcript has 10 exons.